Loxodonta africana (African savanna elephant) is the source of this 4720-nucleotide messenger RNA. It is a transcript of the gene TFAP2C, whose product is annotated as transcription factor AP-2 gamma. NCBI's taxonomy places the organism in Eukaryota, Metazoa, Chordata, Mammalia, Proboscidea, Elephantidae. The coding region runs from base 132 to 1484 and encodes 450 amino acids. Gene Ontology annotation, cellular component: nucleus. Gene Ontology annotation, biological process: anatomical structure development; regulation of transcription by RNA polymerase II; regulation of cell population proliferation. Gene Ontology annotation, molecular function: DNA-binding transcription factor activity, RNA polymerase II-specific; RNA polymerase II transcription regulatory region sequence-specific DNA binding. The record is from RefSeq and is a predicted model, not a curated record. The transcript has 7 exons.
CAGCGAGGCCCGAGCGCUGCGGGGGCGGUGGCAGACGCCUGGCCAACGUGACCCCGAUAUUGGAUUUACCGGUCGGGGGGUGGGGGGAACCUGGAUUUAACUGGCGACUGUUUUGGGGGACGCCGGACGCCAUGUUGUGGAAAAUAACAGAUAAUGUCAAGUAUGAAGAGGACUGCGAGGAUCGCCACGAUGCGAGCAGCAAUGGGAACCCGCGCCUCCCGCCCCUCUCCUCGGCCGGGCAGCACCUCUACAGCCCCGCACCACCCCUCUCCCAUACCGGAGUCGCCGAAUACCAGCCUCCCCCGUACUUCCCACCUCCCUACCAGCAGCUGGCUUACUCGCAGUCGGCCGACCCCUACUCGCACCUCGGAGAAGCGUACGCCGCCGCGAUCAACCCGCUGCACCAGCCGGCGCCCACCGGCAGCCAGCAGCAGGCCUGGCCGGGUCGCCAGGGCCAGGAGGGCGCCGGCCUGCCCUCGCACCACGGGCGCCCAGCGGGCCUGCUGCCCCACCUCUCAGGGCUGGAGGGCGGCGCCGUGGGCACCCGCAGAGAGGCCUACCGCCGCUCCGACCUGCUGCUGCCGCACGCGCACGCCCUGGACGCCGCGGGCCUGGCAGAGAACCUGGGGCUCCACGACAUGGCGCACCAGAUGGAGGAGGUGCAGAGUGUCGACGACCAGCAUCUGCUUUUGCACGAUCAAACGGUCAUUCGCAAAGGUCCUAUUUCAAUGACCAAGAACCCCCUGGGUCUCCCCUGCCAGAAGGAGCUGGUGGGGGCGGUGAUGAACCCCAGCGAAGUCUUCUGCUCCGUCCCAGGGAGACUGUCUCUUCUCAGCUCCACGUCGAAAUACAAAGUGACCGUUGCUGAAGUCCAGCGGCGCCUGUCCCCGCCUGAAUGCUUGAACGCCUCAUUACUGGGAGGUGUUCUCAGGAGAGCCAAAUCCAAGAAUGGGGGCCGAUCAUUGCGGGAGAAGUUGGACAAGAUUGGGUUAAAUCUUCCAGCCGGCCGACGGAAAGCUGCUCACGUGACCCUCCUGACUUCCCUAGUAGAAGGUGAAGCCGUUCAUUUGGCCCGAGACUUUGCGUAUGUCUGCGAAGCCGAGUUUCCUAGUAAACCAGUGGCCGAAUACUUAACCCGACCGCAUCUAGGAGGGCGAAACGAGAUGGCAACUCGGAAGAACAUGCUGCUGGCGGCCCAACAAGUGUGUAAAGAAUUCACAGACCUUCUCACUCAAGACCGAACGCCCAACGGGAACAGCCGGCCCACCCCGGUCUUAGAGACGAACAUACAGAACUGCCUGUCUCAUUUCAGCUUGAUUACCCACGGUUUUGGCAGCCAGGCCAUAUGCGCCGCCAUGUCUGCUGCACAGAAUUACAUCAAAGAAGCUCUGAUUGUAAUAGACAAAUCUUACAUGAACCCCGGAGACCAGAGCCCAGCCGACUCCAACAAAACCCUGGAGAAAAUGGAGAAGCACAGGAAAUGAAAUGGGCCUUGAACAAAGAGACCAAGAAAAGAAAAGGACAGUGACAUCGGUCGUCGGACCAGGAAUCCCUCUUGCCUUGGGGGACAGUUUGUUACCGACCUUACUGUUGAUUUCUGGAUUGGCAGUGAUUUUUUUUUUUUUUUUUUACAUGCCCACCGGAUUUUUUUCAUUGUUUCUCUAGCGCAGAAGUCUUCCAGUUUGGGACAAGUUACAGAAGGUGACCAAGUACCGUUCCUUACUUCUGUUAAGCUUUUAUUUUUUAUGUGUUUUGAACCCUAUUCUUCCAUUCUUUGAAAGUGGUGCUACAGUUUUAGAUAAAUCCUUUAAAUUAAUUCCCUCGGUUAACAAGAACCACAGACUUAACUGUUGAAAUGCCAAAUCGAUGUGAGUUAGAUCAACAAUAACUUUUUUUUUUUUUUUAUGCCUUUUAAGGCAAUGGCUGCUUUUGGAGCUCACUCAAUAUUUAUCUUAGAAGUUUACUUCUUCAGAUGUCAAAUCCUGCACUAAGAGGCAAAAGCCCUGUCUUCUUGUUAUUAGGUGUUGUUGAGUCAAUUCGAGACUCGUAACACCCCGUGGACAACAGCAUGAAACACUGCCCGGUCCUGUGCCAACCUCCCAGGUGUUGCUCUGCGUGAGCCCGUUGUUGCGGCCACUGUGUCAGUCCAUCUCGUUGAGGGCCUUCCUCUUUUUCCCUGACCCUCUACUUUAUCAGGCAAGAUGUCCUUCUCUUCUUAGCAACUAGUUAGUCGGUGGUAUUUGACACUUUCCACUUCUUGUUCAAAGGGGGCCUUCGUGUUUUAGAAAACUUAUAGAAACAGCCUGCUGAAGAUGGUGUUUUUUCUGUUUCUCUUUUUUUUUGUUUUUAUUUUUUUGAGCUCUGUAAAGUUAACUCUUUAAAUGGGAGACUUCUUUGAAAUGACAUGUUCCUUUCAGGUACUGAAGCUUUAUUUGCCUAUUUAUUUCAGAUCUUGGUUUUUAGAGUAAACUUGGCAUUUUGUUGUUGCCUGUUUUGUCCCCAAGUCCCCGUGGUGACUCGGUAUGUUGAGAAACUGCGAUGGCUGUACAGAUUUUAUUUAUGCAUAAUUUAAUGGGGUCUUGUAAAUACUGGUGAACUUCUUAUGACUUUUUUGAGAAAUGGGAUUCGAUUUUAAUAUUCCCUUUUAAAGGUGUCGGGGUAUUCUGUAGCACAUCUUCAGGUUUUCUUCGUGUGUACACAGGGUAUUAAGAAUUAAGAGGGUAUCGAGCUCUGCUCUAGACACGGAAGAUUCUAUUUAAUUGAAGCUGUUCACAAAGCAGUAACUUUGUGUCUGCUUCCUGUUGGGGCUGAACCCUGAAAUGAGUGUGUGGUACGGCGCGAGUGUGGAUGAAACAGGUUUUGGAACUGCACUCUUUGGCUGUAAAUGUUCCCAAAUAAUUCUGCUGUGUAUAUGGUAAUCUGUAUAAUAAAAGUAUUCUCGAUAGAAUCUGUGAAAAUCUGGCUAUAACUUAAUUUUUUUUAAGUCUCUAAAAUGAGUGGAAUCGUGACAGACCUGAUUUAUGGAUUAUGGUUGUGACGUAGUUAAUAGGAUUGAGCAGCGAAGCUGGGCACUGCAGGAAAUUUGAAGUUUCAUUUUCUUUGCCUGUCGAGACCGCUCUCUUGUCCCAGAUCCCUAGAUGAUCAUCAGUGGCUCUCAGUUACAUUUAGUACAAUUUUCCCCACCCCUGGGAGUGUUGGGGAAUGUGGGGAGGGCAGUUUAUGGACACUGAGAAGGACCAAACUUUUUGGGAUAAACUCUCACAUGUAAGGUGACCCUAUGGAGAAAUAUCACUCUGUGAUUAUGGUCAAGUUGACACCUGAAAAUUUUGAGAAUGGAAAUGGAAGAGCGAUUUUAGAUACUGUUUGGGAAGACUCUUUAGGAAGACAUGGCAUUCAAUGAGAUGUGAACAAUGAAGGUGGAGGGUAUGGGUGUUUCCAAUUAAUCGAAACUCCAUCUUUGGAAGCAUGAGAGCGUGCAUAUGUCCAGGGCACGCUAAUCAUCUUUGGGUCAAUCAGAUAUGGGUCCUUGUAGUCGACUUCCAGAGGAGAGGAGUCUGGCAGGGGUUCUGUUCUCUCUGGAUGUUUGUAAAGAUCUUGGAUGCAUGCUGCAGAUACUUGAUUUCAGGCUGAAGUGGCCUGGCACACCCUCCAGGAAAUGAUAUGUUUAUAGAUUGGCUUGAGUGGCCGGGCUUCAAAGGGAAGUGGGAGCAAACGGAUUUUCCACUUUGGAUAAGGCUGUGGCUUCAACUACAGUCUCAUAAUCCUUAAUUCAUAAUUCUCCCCAGUGCUCAGCAAUUCCUGACUUCGUGUUGGCAUUGAGUGUUAUUAAGUAAUUUAAACUCUGCCGACCUAAUACUUUGCUCUUGGCAGCUUGUCCUUGGCCACUGAACAUUCCCAUUAAGUUGGAUUUAUCUGGUGGAUAUGUCAAGAUCACAAUUGCCUUGUUUUAGAGCAGUGAAAAGAGGUCUUAGGUUGGCAGUUAUUUCUCAAUCAAGACUUGAGACAUGAGGUGUUAAAAGGAAGUUAUGGGAGCAAAGGCCUGAAGGAGAAAGAACUAUAUUAUCAGCAUCUUAACUUGCUUUUGGACUACAGUCGCUUUUAGGAGCUGUGCCGAAUUGUAGUGCAAUGUGCUGGAAGCACCCCAAAGUCAACCAAGGAUUGAAGUGAGUCAUAAGCGGGGCCUGUUGCCUGGAUCCUUGCUCAGCUCGCCAUGAUCCUCCUUCCCCCGGAAGUCCACGGAUUUGCUGGGCCCGGUACACAGUAACUGGUAUUUCCUAAUGCCUCUGACUUGAUGCCACCCAAAACAGCUCUCCCCAAGCAUCCUUGAGAGGGCCCUACGAAAACACCGAGCCUCUCGUUUUCAGUUCAGCUCUUGUUUAUUUGUGAGAAGGGUACCCUGUCCUUUGAGCACUUCCAGCCCCUGGCUGCUGGAUGGAGGAGGGACUCUGAGGCUGAUAGGCCGGUGCUUCUCAUGGACAUGGAUGGUUAUGUUGCAAGCCCCCACAUCAGUGGGCAUCUCAUCCUGCCACCUGAACCGGACCCUCCUGCCUGCCCCAGGUUGCACGUGAGCUGUUAGACAAACUGAGCUUGGUUCUUAUUAACACACGGGACUUGCUCCAAAGUCUUUGCCCUCUGGGAGAAACAGCUGCAUUUUUUUCUUUUUUUUUCUGGUUGCACUGAAAGAAAACCCAUCAAUUGUCUGAAGGCAGUGCCGUCUUGA